UUGGUGUGCAUCCAUUGUCAUAAGCCCCACCUUACCCCAUCAUCAUAUAUCCCACCAAACUAUUAGUUAUUUGUGCUUCUCUCUCUCUUUCUGUGCUGCGAUUAUGUUAUUUGGGGGUUGUUAUUAGUCUAAAGAAUCGCUGGGAGCUUUUGUCUGGGCGAAAAUGGGCAGGAAGUGCUCACAUUGCGGGAACAUAGGCCAUAAUUCUAGGACUUGCACCACUUACAGAGCUGGACUUAGGCUUUUUGGAGUGCAACUUGACCUUUCUUCUUCUUCUUCUUCUUCUUCUUCUUCCACCUCUCUUUCUCUUGCCAUGAAGAAAAGCUUUAGUAUGGAUUGCUUAUCUUCUUCUCCUUCUCCUUCUUCAUCUUUGUGUUCUUCUCGAGUCUCCAUCGAAGACAAUCCUCCUGUUUCGGAUAGAACUUCCUCCGGCUAUCUCUCCGAUGGUCUUAUCGGCCGAGCCCAGGAAAAAAAGAAAGGAGUUCCAUGGACAGAAGAGGAACACAGAACAUUUCUAAUAGGGCUAGAAAGACUAGGAAAAGGAGAUUGGAGAGGCAUAUCCAGAAACUAUGUGAUUACAAGAACUCCAACUCAAGUUGCAAGUCAUGCUCAGAAAUAUUUUCUUCGCCUUGCUUCUCUCAACAAGAAGAAGCGCCGUUCCAGCCUUUUCGACAUGGUUGGGAGCAGCAAUAUUCAAGGUAGUACUACUUGUAAUUCAGAGCUGAGUGAUCAUCAUCAACCUAUCGUUGAUGCUCAAUAUUUGAAGCAAAGUGCAAGUACCUCCGAUGAAUAUGACACCGUUUUAGGCCUUAAUAACUCUUCUAAUAGUCAUAACCAAGAAUCUGAUGACUAUUCUAAUCAUCAUCGUCAUCAUCAAUUAGUUUCAUGCAACCAUUUCUUGCCUUUCCCAAAACCUUCAAAUGCAGAAGAUGAUGAUAAUGAUCUGGAACUCACUCUUGCAGGUCCAUCUUCUCUUCAACCAAAUAAACCUUCCCCAAGUCCCUUUCUCAUCUCCAUUAGAGCUACCUAGCUAGUAAUUAAUUCAUCUCUCUCUCUCUCUCUCUCUCUCUAUAUAUAUAUAUAUAUAUGUGUGUGUGUAACAUCACUGUUAGUAGUGCUAUUAAUUGAUUUCCGGCGUAGUAAUCAUGUGUUCAUAGAGCUGAAUUAAUAUAUCCUUGAUUAAGUUCUCUUUACAAUUAUUAUUAUUAUUUUUUCAAA
Jatropha curcas is the source of this 1218-nucleotide messenger RNA. RefSeq names its product myb-like transcription factor family protein. The record is from RefSeq and is a predicted model, not a curated record. Gene Ontology annotation, biological process: response to ethylene; response to gibberellin. Lineage: Eukaryota; Viridiplantae; Streptophyta; Magnoliopsida; Malpighiales; Euphorbiaceae. Gene Ontology annotation, molecular function: zinc ion binding; DNA binding.